Motacilla alba alba is the source of this 2732-nucleotide messenger RNA. It is a transcript of the gene ZSWIM7, whose product is annotated as zinc finger SWIM-type containing 7. Bases 161 to 586 code for a protein of 141 amino acids. The transcript has 6 exons. NCBI's taxonomy places the organism in Eukaryota, Metazoa, Chordata, Aves, Passeriformes, Motacillidae. Gene Ontology annotation, molecular function: zinc ion binding. Gene Ontology annotation, cellular component: Shu complex. The record is from RefSeq and is a predicted model, not a curated record. Gene Ontology annotation, biological process: double-strand break repair via homologous recombination.
CCGGAGCGGGAGCGGGAGCGGGAUCGGGAUCAGUACCGGGAUCGGGACCGGGAGCAGCCCCGGGAGCGGGGCGGGAGCGGGUCCCGCCGCUCUGCCCGCCCUGGGUUUCCCGCUGUCUCCUGUCCUGUCUCGUUUCCAGGGAUGAUCCCGUGCCCGUGGGAUGGACGGGAGCACCUUGCCAGCAGUGGCGGAAGAGCUCUUGAGAGAGAUCAAAAAGGCUUUUGAGGAGACCUCGCAGGUCCCUGAUGACCUGCUGCUGGGGCUGAAGUUCAUUUUUGGCCCAUCUGCAGUCCCAGCUCUGGAUUUGGUGGAUCAGCGUUCUGUCACCCGGGUCAGGUCCCCCAGUGGAAGGAUUCUCUACCAGGUCCUUGGGAGCUCAGGCAAACUCUACACCUGCUACAGCUCCUGCCACUUCUGCACCUGCCCUGCCUUUGGCUUUUCUGUGCUGCAGAAGAGCGAGAGCCUCCUGUGCAAACACAUCCUGGCUGUCUACCUCAGCCAGGCCCUGGGAGCCUGCCAGGAGCUGGCUGUGUCUGAGGAGCAGCUCACAAACAUCCUCCUGGCUGAGGAAGAGGAUGAAGGAUGAAGGAGGAAGAAUUUGGAUCACUCCUGGCUGUGCGACUGGCAUUUUUAAUAUCAACAAGGCUGUCAAAUGCUCAUUGAGGCUGGUAGAUUUCUUCCUGUGCUGCAGCCAAGUGUGAUAUUAAUUAGCAGCCUGGCACUGAUAAAUUAAUUAAUUAAGCCUGUGUUGACUUCAGUUUUAUUUAUUGAUGCCGUUUUUGGGAUUUCUGAAGAUGUUUGAGCUAAUCUGUAAUGAUUGUGAUGUGAGGAUGCAAACAGUCCUGCAGGUUUUAGUGAUCCACAGAUUAAAGAGCUGCUGUGGCUCUUUGCAGGUGGCAGCUCAGAGCAAUUUCUGAUUUUUCAGUGGCAAACCUGGUCCAGGGACUAGGGCAGGGACCCCUCAGCACCCUGAGACUGGUGACAGCUCUGUGCCUCCACUGGAACGGGAUCUUUGGAAGCAUCAGCGUGGUUGAUGUGCUUUAAAUCAAACAUUUUCAGACACACUGAGCACCUCAAGGCUGCUUCUCUGGGAGCCAGCUCCUUGCAGCUGUGAUUCCCUGGCCAUGCUCUGUGCUCCCUGAGGGCACUGUGGCCUCUCCUGCUGCAUCAACCACCAGAAAUAAUGGGGCACAGGCUGAGCCAGGCGGUGGGGGUGGUAAAUGAAGCAUUUUGGAUGAAAAUAAGAGCUCCUGUAAAUACAAAAUCCCAGCAACAUGAGGAGAACACUUCCACCCAUGUACAGCAGAGCAGGGACAGCUCAAUGGCCGCAGCUGCACUGGCUACAGAAGGUUCCUCUGCUGCUUUUGCUUCACAUUUUUAUGAGAAAUGAGCUUUUUAUUGAGGGGGGGCAAGGGAGGUGUCCUAUUUUUAUUUUGCCUUGAAAUAUGUUUGGCUCAAAUCCACGAAGGCACUUCCUGUGCCGGUGACCAUGACCUGGGCCAGAGUUAUUGCCUGGCAGCCCAAAGGCACGGCUGGACUGAGGGAGCUCCAUCCACCUGCAGGAAUUCUGGCUCCUGAGAGGCAUGGGAAGGGAGCACCGGUGGAUGCUGGGCUGGUGGAAGCUCUCACAUGUGGACAAAUAUUCUGGGACCUUCUGUCUGGGUGUUACAGCACUGAGGGUUUCGCUCUGUUGCUGCUGUGAGUUUGGGUGGGUUUCAGGCAGCCAAAGGGAGAGAUUCCAUCCUUUGUUGUGAGGAUAAAUGUGGCUUGCCACCACUUGGCAGCACUGCCAGGGCUGCAGGUGAAACCCUGCUGGUUUCCAGCCCUGAUUAACAGGAGGAACAGGGCCAGAGAUAACCCAGAAGGAUGAGGGAGGAGAGGCAGGCCCUGCCCAGAUGGCAGGAGGUGGCCCCGGGUCAGCUGGGCCCUGGCCAAGGCAGGUGCAGCAAAGCUGAGUGGGGCUGGUGAAGAAGCACCUGGGACAGGGACUUGAACUGCUCAGGCUGGUGCUGGAAGCGCCCAUAUCUGAGACACUGGGCUGCAGUGAAUUUGGACAUUGCAUAAACAUUGCAAAGCCAUUCAGGGCUCUCUGGUGAUUUCAGCCAGGUCUGGGGCUGAGCUGCUCCAAAGGCAGUGAAAUCCUGCACUCCCAGGGACCCAUUCCCUGUGCAUGGUGGGCCCAGAGUCAUUCCUGCAGCUGCUCCCUGCAGCUCUUGCCAGCUGGCCCAGGAGAUGCUGCAGGAACAAGAUUUCUUCAGCUUUUCAAUUGAUUUUACACCGUAUUUGUCAUUAUAUAUGCCAGAGAGAUGAAACUCUUGGGGUCUUGUACGCCCCUUUUAGUGCAACAGAAUUUUUAAAAAUAUAGAGUUGAUUUCUGUGUGAUUCAAGUGCAAUUUUUCAGGGAUAAAAAUAUGAAAAUUACUAUUGGGGGGGAAAAAAGCAUUCACAGCUUCUGGGGGUUACAGGGCUGCAGGGGUGCCCCAGCCAGACCAAGCUUUGGGAGUCAGGUGAGCUGCAGCAUCCACCUCUCACAGCUGAAACCUGCCCUUGUGGAAGCUCUGCGAGGCCAGCAGAGCAAAAACCCAAUUGUGGAGCUCGUGUCCCCAAGGCAGAGCAAAAACCCAGUUGUGGAGCUCGUGUCCCCGAGGCAGAGCAAAAACCCAAUUGUGGAGCUCGUGUCCCCGAGGCAGAGCAAAAACCCAAUUGUGGAGCUCGUGUCCCCGAGGCAGAGC